Penicillium subrubescens is the source of this 618-nucleotide messenger RNA. Its product is annotated as NADH dehydrogenase [ubiquinone] 1 beta subcomplex subunit 9. Gene Ontology annotation, biological process: mitochondrial electron transport, NADH to ubiquinone. NCBI's taxonomy places the organism in Eukaryota, Fungi, Ascomycota, Eurotiomycetes, Eurotiales, Aspergillaceae. The coding region runs from base 143 to 610 and encodes 155 amino acids. The record is from RefSeq and is a predicted model, not a curated record. The transcript is spliced from 5 exons.
AGUCAACCCGCAGCCCUUCCUAUCCUCGGACGGGCCUGAACGAAUUGACGCGGAUUGUCCAGGAGAGACCUCUGCGCCCUCGAUUGAAUUAUACGAUCCUGCUUCUCGAUAAGCUCGCUUCAAUUGAGCUUCCAACUACAUCAUGUCUACCACCACUGUGACGUCGCUCUACCGGCGCUCCUUGAAGCUGUCCCUGGACUGGGCUGUCCAGCGAUCCGUCUGGCGCGGCCAGGCCGUCUACAUCCGCUCCCUCUUCGAUGCCAACAAGGAUGUCCGUGAUCCUCGCCAGCAACAGAUUCUGCUGCGCGAGACUGAGAAGCUGUUGAAUGAGUGGAAGCACCCCGACCCCUACCGGGCUCCCACGGCCCCUGGUGGAAACAAAUGGGAGCGCAACAUUCCCGCUCCGAUUCUUCCAUAUGCGGCUCCCCCCCGCCGCCCACUAAUGGACCGGGUUUCGAGCAUGGAUGUCAUUCACUUGGGGGUUUGCGAAUCAGUUUCAUACAAUAUUUGUCGUUUUUCCAAAUUACAGCCACAGGCACAUGUAGAUACAAUGAAAAAAAAGCCUAUGUCACAUUUCAAAUUCAAGCGAAUCCGAACUAGCGUAGUUUGAUAUCAACC